Papaver somniferum (opium poppy) is the source of this 2888-nucleotide messenger RNA. Its product is annotated as protein LNK2-like. NCBI's taxonomy places the organism in Eukaryota, Viridiplantae, Streptophyta, Magnoliopsida, Ranunculales, Papaveraceae. Bases 736 to 2190 code for a protein of 484 amino acids. The record is from RefSeq and is a predicted model, not a curated record. Gene Ontology annotation, biological process: regulation of DNA-templated transcription; circadian rhythm. The transcript is spliced from 7 exons.
UUUUGUUCUUGAUCAUGGAUUUAGUAGUCUAAGUUGCUUAACAGCUGGUUAUUAGAUUGAUUCAUUGGUUAACCAGUGGCGCUCUGUUUUGUUGUUUAGGAAUCAUAAAACUUUGAAUUUACUUUAACUUCCGAUGGAUUUUUAUGGUCAUUUCAGAGACACUAAAAUAGAAAAAGAUUGUUUAGAAUUAGAAGAAAAGAAAUUAAACUGCUGUUAUGUUGUUAUUUUUCUGUGUAUUAUUUGCUUGCUCAUCCAAUUUUUUUCCCCUAAGAUGCAAUUGAGCAAUGUGUACCUGGGUUUGUGGGUACGGCCCUCUUGCCCUUCAAAAAGGCUUGAUCUAGGGUAAAGAUGACUUUAUCUGAUCAUCUUUCAAUUAUCAUAAGACUCAAUAGUGUUGAAUCCAUGAGAAGCACAUUUUCUCUGGAUUUCUACUAUGUAAUUUGUAUGGUUUAGGUUAUCGCUAUUGCAAGGAUGGAGCUGUUAGUGGGAUACUAGAUACUGUUCUGAAAUAACUCAGCUGGAUGAUAUUUCAUGGGAUGAGGUUGGUGAGAAUGAUGACCAUAUAGUGCCUCAUCGUUGCGUUCAAAAAGGGUUCGUCUUUCCAGCUCAAGUUGGUUUCGGCAAGAGGGAUAGGUGUUGCCGAAUAUUUGCUUCUAGAAAUAAUAAGAGCGUUGCAAGUUUACUCCUAAAUAUGGUAUUCAGGGAAGAGUGGGAGUAAAAGACAUCAAGGGUCCUAUGUUGGAAAACAAUUUUUGGUCUGGUUCUCCUGAAGGUUUAUCUCUUGAUUCAGGAGAUACCAAUUUAAUUCAAGAAAUUGCAAACUUCGCUUGCACUGAUGCUAAGUUAUCCAAUAACUGCUUUCUAGAUAACAACAUUAUGUCUUCAAGUGGUAAUGCAUUAUACGGAAAUGUUAUGUUUGAUGAUAAACUGGCUGCCAGAGAUAGCAGCUUUUCUCGAUUUCAGCUUGGUGAUCUCACUCCAACAAACAACAAAUUUUGUGCGGGUGAAGAAGAGCAGAAGGAUUCCACUAAUCUUUUGUAUCAUGGAUGGCCUGACAUUGGCAAUCUUGAAGAUGUUGAAAAGAUGUUUAGCUGUGAUUCCACUUACGGGCAAGGGAGUUCUAGUUAUGACAAUGAAGUUUCAUGGCUCUCGUCUCCUGUCGACAGCUCUGAUGAUGCUCUAAGAUCUAGUUUCAACUCGUCAAUUUCCGAGUGGAAAAGUACAUCAAAACAAAGUGAAGGAAAUACAGAAUAUCUGUGCAGCAGCGUUACUCCUUCAAGCACCAAUUUUGGCAAGCAAAAUGUCUUUGAUAGUUGUUGGACGAAUUCCCAGAAUCUAGGUGCUGACGAUUCUUCCUCUGCGUGUCCAUCUUUUUGUAAUAUGGUGGAUAUAGAUGUUGAAGAUAGGAGGUUAUCUAUAUCAAAUGAGCAGGUUUCUGCUUUUGCCCUGGGUCAUGCUCCCAUGGAGAUGUCUCCAAACUUCCCACCGGAGAUUCCACCAUCUAUGAUCCUGGAGGAGAAUAUAGCAAAGCAUAACCAGCACGAACAUAUGCAAGUAUCAUAUACGACUGCGUAUCAGCAUGAAGAUUCCGUGAUUCAGCAAGCACAGAGUCAGACAUCACUCACUGACAAGGUUCCAGUUGGGGAAAAAUUGCAUCAAAGUCUUAAUGCAGUUGAACUACUAAGCAUUGAGGUGCCAGCAGUAUCAGAUACAUCGACUGUACCGGGAAACCCUUGUGAUUCUACAUUCUUGGAUGAUGUAUCAGUAGAAGCAUCUGGUCUACGACAGCUUCUAUGGAUCAUGAAGCAGUUGGAUAGUAGAACAAAGCUAUGUAUAAGAGAUAGUUUGUACCGCUUGGCUAGAAGUGCUGAUCAAAGACACAAUCUUGGAUUAUCAAAAAGUAGCGGCAGAGAUAUCAUAAAUGAAAAAGGAGUUUUCACAACUGAAGAAGCAAAUGUGUCUUCGGAAUUGAAGGACUUGGAAGCUGUUACAAAUCCAAUCGAUCGCUCUGUCGCACAUUUACUUUUCCAAGUCCCAGCCAAACCGGCUACGGGAGUUUGUGAUGGUUCCUUAUCUCUAGAGUCCUCUAGCGUGGUUCAAGGGGCUAUCACUAGCCAGCAUUUGAUUCCUUACGAACUGCUCUACGAGGAAAAACAUUCUGGUGGGGUGGAGGAAAUCUCUGAAUACUGAUCAAGAGUAAGAAAAUUAUCUCCUUCAGCAACUUCAAUGAAUUUUCUUAUGUAUGUUAGCUGUUGCUUAUCACUAUGUCCGAGUAGUGAUACAUUACAAGUUGUCGUGUACUGGUUGCAAAGAAGAAUAUAUGUAACUCCAGUUACAAGUGACAACUUCAGCGACCUUUCUGGUGUGUAUUAAGCGGUUCUGCAUCGCCAAAGAGCUCAUAGGCAACACACUUACAGGCCUAUGUCAUCUUUUAGGUGUAUCAGUUACGUGACUAUAGCCUGUAUCACAAAAUAAAAAGAAAAUGCUUUUUUAGCUAUUUUAAGAUUCUGCUAAUGUACAUAUACUUGUUCCGAUUGGCAUAAUUAUGAUAGGUAGCCACUUAUUUGUGAUCAUUAUACAAAAUCAUGUCUUCAUCCUUUCACGUUUUCCAGUCAGUUAAAUGACUGAGAGAUAAGGACAGAAUUAUAGAAAGAUACCCAUACUCCUAUUAGAAAAGUAAGGAUCUGAUUUGGUCCGUCUAUUGGAAGUAAAUGAUACAAAGAUUUGAAUAUUGUCUCGUGGCAUGACCUCAUGACAUUUUCUUUGGUCAUGUUUGUGUUGGUACUGGAUGCGGAUUCUGGUUAACAAGUUCAGUUUCCAGCAAUGCGCUAAAGUGUGAAAAUGGUUAUCUGGAAACACUAUUCUUCUUGUGGUGCUAUAAAAACAAA